Molecule: messenger RNA, 2154 nt
Organism: Tripterygium wilfordii
Lineage: Eukaryota; Viridiplantae; Streptophyta; Magnoliopsida; Celastrales; Celastraceae
Product: chromatin modification-related protein EAF1 B-like
Exons: 9
Coding region: 1345-1641 (98 amino acids)
Cellular component (GO): NuA4 histone acetyltransferase complex
Source: RefSeq, a predicted model, not a curated record
CGUUCUUCUCUGUGUCGUCUUCAAUCUGAAACCCAAAUCGGCUUCUGUAGCCAUCGAUUGACCUCCGUUGCUUUUGUUUCUUGCAGUCCAAGUCCAUUGAAUGUCAAUUUCAGUGGCCUUAGUCAUGAAGCAAGAGAAAGGUUGAUGGUAUCGUGCAAUAGCAGCACCAGGCCUGGCAGUCCUAGUUCUGGGGAUAGUGACAGCAUGGGUGUUCUGGAUGCAUUUUUCUUGGAAAAGGCUCUUGCAGAGACACUAAUUGAACGCAUUGAGUCCACUGUAGGGGGGUUCUUUAGUAUUGUUGGCAGGUUGCAAGCUGAGCAACAAAAGCAAGUACAGGACUUCCAGAAGUAGAACUGAAUAUGUGGCUGGAUGCGUUUCUUCUCUUUCCUAAUGUAUAUGGAGACUAAAAAUUUAAACUAAUUGAAGGGCAAGAAAUUGCAGCGAUGACAGAAUGUAUAGCUCCACAGUCAUGUUUCAAGCCCUGUAUGUGGAGAAUUUGUGCCAAAAAGAGAGGCUAUGAACUGCCAAAUUUACAUUUUAAGACAGCUCAAAGGAAGUUUUCCCAUGGAAGCUGUAUGGUAGUCUGGCUCUCAACAUGCAAAGGAUACAACCUCAGUUCUGCAGUUGUGUCAUUGUCUGUAACUCCCUUUUGGAGGGAGACUUCUUUGAGGUACUUGGGGUCUCUGUUGAACGCUGAUGGUACUGCUUCCUCUGAUUGGCUACCCUUUGGUGAUCAGUUUCUUAUGAUGACUAGUAUAUUUCUUACGUAUAUGGCUGGAGCAAUUCCUGGCCGGCUUUCUUUCCUCCUUAAAGUGAAUCAGUUUCUAGGUGAUUCCGAAAAUGUUAACAUGGAUGAAUGGUUGAUAAUUUUUCCCGAAAUUAUUAGAAAAGUUGGCUGGAAAAAGGAGCUUUGCCUAGAAAACAACCACCUAAACAAGUUUACAGGCAUGGAUGAAGGUUUCAUCAUUCUUUUAGCUCAAAGGGGAGCACUCUAUUAGAUUACAAAAGAAGUUGUUGACAAAGAGCGGUUGAUGCCAGGAGUCUGCUACAAUAUUUCUUUUUCUUUUUAUCUUACAGAAUGGGCUGAGACUCUUUAUAUUCCCGGGGAUAUCACCUGUACUAAUACAAAUACAGACUUUUAGGCACCCCAAACUUAUUUCUGACAUAUAUGGUGGUUAUGAACAGGAGGCAGGGAAAGCGUCAGAGGUAUGACGUUCUGGAGAAAAUAUUGCGUUUCCAGUUCAGGCAUCUGCAGUAAGAUUUUUGAAAUAUAUCAGCUCUCCUGUGCCUUCUUUCCAAGCCGAAGCACCAGCAACUCCUGACAGGAUAUCGGAUUUAGGCACUAUGGAUAUGUCAUGGGAUGACCAUCUCACGGAAGAAAGCCUCUUCUAUGCAGUUCCAUCUGGUGCUAUGGAAGCUUAUAGAAAAUCUAUUGUUUCUCAUGUGAUGCAGUGUGAGAAAACUGGCAAUAGCUUGCAAGAGGAAGUUGAGACAUCUAUGUAUCAUGCUGUAGCUGAAUUUGGAUAUUAUGAGAGUGCAUAUGAUGAGGAUGAAGGAGAGACAAAAGUGCAUAUUAUUUGCCUGGACCUCUUGAAAGUAGCAAGGCAUCAAAAUCUGCUCAAAAGAAAUGAAAUAGCAUAAUGAAGUCAUAUAAUGCACGAUCAUAUGAGGCUGGAGCUGAUUUGCCGUAUGGACGCAGCACUGUUGGAUAUCAACAACCUAUGUUGUUGGGCAAAAGGCCGGCACAUAGUCUGAACGUUGGUUCAAUCCCAACAAAGCGCAUGCGUACUGCUUCCAGACAGAGGGUUAUAAGUCCUUUUGGUGUUGGGCUACUGGGGUUCUGCAGGCUACGACGAAGACAGAUGCUUCAAGUGGGGAUACUAGUUCUUAUCAGGAUGACCAGAUCACUAUGCAUGGUGGAUCCCAUAUCCAGAGAAGUCUGGAAGUUGAGUCUGUUGGGAAUUUUGAAAAGCAAGUGCCGUAUGGCUAUGCAGAGACAUCAACGAAACUUAAAAAGAAGAAAAAGACAAAGAACCCGGUACAAAUGAAUUCUUAUAUGUUCAUGUUGGGCAUUGAAUACUGACUAGAAUAUGUUCUUAUAUAGUAAUGAAUUCUUAUAAGUUCUUAUAUAGUAAUGAAUUUAAUUACUGACUA